Messenger RNA from Serinus canaria (Common canary), 1573 nucleotides. RefSeq names its product acidic mammalian chitinase-like. Gene Ontology annotation, molecular function: chitin binding; chitinase activity. Gene Ontology annotation, cellular component: extracellular region. The coding region runs from base 75 to 1490 and encodes 471 amino acids. The record is from RefSeq and is a predicted model, not a curated record. The transcript is spliced from 11 exons. Gene Ontology annotation, biological process: chitin catabolic process; carbohydrate metabolic process. NCBI's taxonomy places the organism in Eukaryota, Metazoa, Chordata, Aves, Passeriformes, Fringillidae.
CUGGUCCCAGGCUGGCUCCGAGAGGAGCAGGCUAUAAAAGAGGGGAGAGCCCGGGCACAUCAGUCUGGUCCGAGAUGGCCAAGCUCACUCUGCUGGCCGGUGUGGCCCUGCUGCUGAACGCCCAGCUCGGCUCUGCCUAUGUGCUGACCUGCUACUUCACCAACUGGGCCCAGUACAGGCCUGGCCUGGGCAAGUUCACCCCCCAAAAUAUCGACCCUUGUCUGUGCAACCACCUGAUCUACGCCUUCGCCGGCAUGAGCAACAACGAGAUCACCACCAUCGAGUGGAACGACGAGACCCUCUACCAGUCCUUCAAUGGCCUCAAGAACCAGAACAAAGAUCUGAAGACCCUGCUGGCCAUUGGAGGAUGGAAUUUCGGCACAGCCAAGUUCUCCACCAUGGUCUCCACGCCCCAGAACCGCCAGACCUUCAUCACCUCCGUCAUCAAAUUCCUGCGCCAGUACGGAUUCGACGGGCUGGACCUGGACUGGGAAUACCCCGGCUCCAGGGGCAGCCCUGCCCAGGACAAGGCUCUCUUCACCGUCCUGGUCAAGGAGCUGCUGGCAGCUUUCCAGCAGGAGGCCGAGCAGACCAACAGGCCCCGGCUCAUGGUCACGGCUGCUGUGGCUGCCGGGCUCUCCACCAUCCAGUCUGGCUACGAGAUCGCUGAGCUGGGCAAGUACCUGGAUUACAUCCACGUCAUGACCUACGACUUCCACGGGCCCUGGGAGGGCUCCACGGGCGAGAACAGCCCCCUGUUCAGCAGCAGCAGCCCCCUCAGUGUUGAAUACGCCAUGAACUACUGGAAGGACAGCGGUGCCCCAGCCCAGAAGCUGCUGGUGGGAUUCCCGACCUAUGGAAAGAGCUUCACCCUGCAGAGCCCGUCCAACACCGGUGUUGGAGCCCCCAGCUCCGGGCCUGGCCCUGCAGGACCCUACACCAGGGAGGCCGGGCUCCUGGCUUACUACGAGAUCUGCUCUCUCCUGAGCUCCGGAGCCACCCAGGCCUGGGAUGCCCCCCAGGAUGUCCCCUACACCUACAAGGGCAGCGAGUGGGUUGGCUACGACAACGAGAAGAGCUUCGGCCUCAAGGUGGACUGGCUGAAGGAGAACAACUUUGGAGGGGCCAUGGUGUGGGCCCUGGACAUGGAUGACUUCACUGGCACCUUCUGCCACCAGGGCAAAUACCCCCUGAUCUCCAGCCUGAAGAAGGGCCUGGGGCUGCAGAGCGGCGGCUGCGCUCCCCCCGCUGAGCCCCUUCCUCCCAUCGCUGAGGCUCCCAACACCCCCGGCAGUGGCUCUGGUGGCUCCGGUGGCUCCGGUGGCUCCGGUGGCUCCGGUUUCUGUGCUGGGAAACUCAACGGGAUCUACGCCGACCCCAGCAACAAGAGGAACUUCUACAGCUGCCUGAACGGGAGGACCUUCGUGCAGAGCUGCCAGCAGGGGCUGGUUUUUGACGCCCUCUGCUCCUGCUGCAACUGGCCCCAGUGACCCCGAGCCUUCCCCGCCCGCCCAUCCCGCGGGCUCACUGUGUGCAAUAACGGAGAUUCAUUAAAGCUCAAAGCCAUCCUCUG